CAAUUCACGGGAUUAUGCCUGAGGGAUGUUUGUCCCUGGAUUGAGACAAAAGCCAAAGUCUAGCUUGUGAACCCUGGCAAAGAUGAAGAAGUUGGGCACAGAUGAGGCAGAAAUUCCUAAUGAGCCCCUGGAAGAAGCCCCCCAAUCAGAGACCUGUCUGGGCACCCCUGACAAUGCCCCGGGCCCUAAGCCCCUGCCAGCCAAGAGCCACGUCUUCUGCACAGCUCGGAGCCGGAGCCGCCUCUUGGGCAGGGGUAAUUCAGAGGAAUCUUCUGCGAUGGACUCUUGCUAUCAGGAAGGGGAGCCGGCUCCGUGCCCCAUCAUCAAGUUCAGCCCCAUGCCGGACAAGUCAAGAUGGAAUGAUCAGCUGGUCCAGCAACUGUCUCAGGAUUCCAUUCCCACCAGCUGCGAGAAGUCCCUCCAACUCUACGACCGCAGGAAGAUCUUUGAGGCUGUGGCCCAGGGCAGCUGCGAGGCACUCAGUGACCUGUUGGCCUAUCUCCAGAGGAGCCUGAAGAAACUCACGGACAGUGAAUUCAAAGACCCAGAAACAGGGAAGACUUGCCUGCUCAAGGCCAUGCUGAACCUACGGAACGGCAAGAACGAGACCAUCCCCCUGCUGCUGGACAUUGCCAGGCAGACAGGCGACCUGAAGGACUUUGUGAAUGCCAGCUACACAGACAACUACUACAAGGGCCAGACGGCUCUCCAUAUCGCCAUCGAGAGACGGAACAUGGCCCUGGUGACCCUCCUGGUGGAAAACGGCGCCGAUGUCCACGCUGCGGCCCACGGAGACUUCUUUAAGAAAGCCAAAGGAAGACCUGGCUUUUAUUUUGGCGAGCUGCCCCUCUCGCUGGCAGCCUGUACCAACCAGCUGGGCAUCGUGCAGUACCUGCUGCAGAAUCCCCACCAGCCGGCCGACAUGGAGGCCAAGGACUCCGUGGGUAACACGAUCCUCCAUGCCCUGGUGGAGGUGGCUGACAACACCGCUGAGAACACCAAGUUUGUGACCAGCAUGUACAACGACAUCCUGAUUCUCGGAGCCAAGAGUCGUCCCACCCUAAAGCUGGAGGAGACCACCAACAAGAAGGGGCUCACUCCGCUAGCACUAGCCGCCAAGAGCGGGAAGAUUGGGGUCCUGGCCUAUAUUCUCCGUAGAGAAAUCCAGGAGCCUGAGUGCAGGCACCUCUCCAGGAAGUUUACUGAGUGGGCCUAUGGGCCAGUGCAUUCAUCCCUCUAUGAUCUGUCCUGCAUUGACACCUGUGAGAAGAACUCUGUGCUGGAAGUGAUUGCUUACAGUAGCAGUGAGACCCCAAACCGCCAUGACAUGCUGCUAGUGGAGCCCCUGAACAGGCUCCUACAGGACAAGUGGGACCGAUUUGUGAAGCGCAUCUUCUACUUCAAUUUCUUUGUCUAUUCCGUGUACAUGGUCAUCUUUACCUGUGCUGCCUACUACCGGCCUGUGGGUGGCUUGCCUCCUUUUAAAUUUGACUACACCACUGGUGCCUAUUUCCGAGUCACGGGAGAACUGCUGUCAGUUCUCGGGGGAAUCUAUUUCUUUUUCCGAGGGAUCCAGUACUUCCUACACCGGAGGCCUUCCCUUAAGACGCUCUUUGUGGACAGCUACAGUGAGGUGCUCUUCUUUGUCCAGUCCAUGUUUCUCCUGAUCUCCGUGGCACUGUACUUUAGCCAUUGCAAGGAAUAUGUGGCCUCCAUGGUUUUCUCUCUGGCAAUGGGCUGGACCAACAUGCUGUACUAUACCCGAGGCUUUCAGCAGAUGGGGAUCUACUCAGUCAUGAUUGAAAAGAUGAUCUUGAGAGACCUGUGCCGCUUUAUGUUUGUCUAUAUGGUCUUCCUGUUUGGAUUUUCCACAGCGGUGGUGACGCUGAUUGAGGACGGACAGAACAACACAGAUGCCUCCUGUUACGGGGGGCGUCGCUCCCCCAACUGCAAGCCGUGUGCCAACUCCUACAACAGCUUGUACUCCACGUGCCUGGAGCUCUUCAAGUUCACCAUUGGCAUGGGCGACCUGGAGUUCACCGAGAACUAUGACUUCAAGGCUGUUUUCAUCAUCCUCCUGCUUGCUUAUGUCAUCCUGACCUACAUCCUGCUGCUCAACAUGCUUAUUGCCCUGAUGGGAGAGACUGUCAACAAGAUCGCCCAGGAGAGCAAGAACAUCUGGAAGCUCCAGAGAGCCAUCACCAUCCUGGACACUGAGAAGAGCUUUCUGAACUGCAUGAGGAAGGCCUUCCGGUCAGGGAAGCUAGUGCAAGUGGGCUACACACCUGAUGGGAGGGAGGACUACCGGUGGUGCUUUCGAGUUGAUGAGAUCAAUUGGACCACUUGGAACACCAACCUGGGCAUCAUCAAUGAGGACCCUGGAAACUGUGAGGGGAUCAAGCGCACCUUGAGUUUUAAUUUACGGUCCAGCCGAGUUUCAGGGAAGCAUUGGAAGAAUUUUCCUCUGGGUCCACUUUUGAGAGAUGGGACCACCAGAGACCGGCGCUCCAACCCCCCUGAAGAAGUGCGGCUGAGGCCCUUCUCAGGGUCUCUUAGGCCUGAAGACGCUGAAGUGUUUAAGGAGCCCCCUGCCUUUGGGCUCUGAGCUACCCGGAGGCAGGCCUCAUUCAGCCCCUGCUGUCCCAUGUCUGUCUGCUUAGCUGAGCCCAGGACAGCCAGGGAUUCUUCAGGCCCC
Messenger RNA from Dromiciops gliroides (monito del monte), 2695 nucleotides. It is a transcript of the gene TRPV1, whose product is annotated as transient receptor potential cation channel subfamily V member 1. Bases 83 to 2605 code for a protein of 840 amino acids. The transcript is spliced from 16 exons. The record is from RefSeq and is a predicted model, not a curated record. Gene Ontology annotation, biological process: calcium ion import across plasma membrane. Lineage: Eukaryota; Metazoa; Chordata; Mammalia; Microbiotheria; Microbiotheriidae. Gene Ontology annotation, cellular component: membrane. Gene Ontology annotation, molecular function: protein binding; calcium channel activity.